Molecule: messenger RNA, 2393 nt
Organism: Schizophyllum commune H4-8
Lineage: Eukaryota; Fungi; Basidiomycota; Agaricomycetes; Agaricales; Schizophyllaceae
Exons: 13
Coding region: 17-2263 (748 amino acids)
Biological process (GO): rRNA processing
Cellular component (GO): nucleus
Source: RefSeq, a predicted model, not a curated record
CUCUACUCCCGCAACCAUGCCGAAAGCAACGAAGAGGAAAAAGGAGAAGGCAGCGGACUUCUCAAAAGCCAAGCUCAAGCUUGGAAAGGGGAAACAGGCUCCGACCAAUGCGGUAGACACGUCCUUCAAGGCGCGCUCGAUUGCACUACCAAACCAGAGUAUUGCGGUGGAGAAAGAUGGAGACGCACCGACGACGAAGCGCAGACAUACCCUCGACGAUCUCCUCGCCCAUCUGAAGCACUACAAUGCUGGGACUAGGCGAGAUGCGCUUAUGGGUCUGAGAGAACUUCUGAAUGAGCAUUCGGAACUCAUAGUACCCUCCCUCACGAGCUUGGUGAACGCAUGUGUUAGGGUUAUUGCAGAUGAGGACGCAAGCGUCCGCAAAGCAUUGCUCUCCUUCAUGUCCUGGCUUAUACCCCUCAUCCCCGUCGACUUACUCGCACCUCAUGCGUCUGUCCUCAUUCUGUUUGCCUCAUCCGCACAAACACACAUCUUCCCCGAAAUACGCGUCGAUGCCGUCCGGUUCAUCAAUCUCUUCUUGGAGUACGUCCCCGAUGCUAUGGUGACGGGUUGGAACCAGGGGACGUCGCAGCCUGGCGGACGGGUGCUAGAGGGAUACCUUGGUAUCCUGAGUGCCGGCACGAAAUUCGGAGACAACGAGGGACCUAUGCAGGCAACGUCGACUGCGAGCGUGGUCCUGACGCCAGGAUCUCGCUUGAUCAUCCUUCAGUCCCUCUCGCUGUUCCUCAAGAGGGCUCUCUCUCUAGGAGCAUCUAGUGACCCCGAUGCGCCUGGCGCACCCUUCCCGACCUGGUAUCUCGCAAGCUCCUUCCGCGAUGAGGACGCACACCACAAGUUUGACGCCGCUCUGGCGCCCGGGCUCGACGCAUCUGGUCAGUCAUGCAAAAAGAGGUCGUGGAUCCCAGAAGCGGACAAGGAAUAUGAGACCUUCGUACACGAAUAUCCUCUUCUGGACGCAUCUUCCGCGCAAGGAUGGUCGAUACAAGAUCUUGAUGAGGCUCUCAAAUCCGUCAAGAAGCUUUCCGAAGAGGCAUCAUCUACCAUAGAUGUGUCUUUCGUGACGAGACUGGCCAGAACGCUGCAUGCUACCCUCGUCGCAACCUAUCUGGACUACGCUCCCGCCGUCUUCGGGCCUACUGGCACACCGUCGGAGACCGAAUUGCAGCUGGUCAUGACAGUUGUCGAUAUCACCAGGACUCUGUACGGUGCCAUCUUCCAGAGCGAGUCAGCAUCAACUAGUCGGCACGAAGCGUCCGCCAAUGAGCUCAAGACGCUUCUCAACUACAUGUCGCCGUACUUCCCUUUCACCCCUGCGUCAAGCAAAGAUCUCAAGCUUCAGAAGGCCUUUCAAGACUUGAAUUUAUACUACUGCGAACUCGCCUCCCUCAUCGCCCUCGCUACUGGUCCCGACGCCUCCUCCCAAACCCGACGGUCUAAAAAGAAAGACACGCUCACCGCCCAAACCGAGCGCGUCCGCACCUACAUCAUCCAGCUCUUACACGGCGAACCCGUCGCCGGUCAACAACUCGCCCGGGCACUCUCCCCCUCCGCUUACACCGCCCUCCUCCCCACCGUCUGGUCCCUACUCAACGCCCCUGAGGCGGACGACGUCCUCGCCGCCCUCCUCGACCACGCGAUCAGCGUCCCUUCCAAGACGCCGCUCAAGUUGUCGACGGUCGCUUUCGUGGGCCGCCUCGUCUUGGUGCGCCCCCUUGCUUGGCGGUCCGGGGUUCCUGGAUCUCCUAACUUUUCUUCUCUACAGCUCGAUUAUGAACACGGACCCACCCGAGUCCGCGGGUUAGAGCAACAGGCGAACGACUGGAUUGAAGCGCUGCCGAGGGUGCUAUGGGAGGUCGGCGGCAGCAAUCCAACGCUGUCCGAGAUCAUCGCUCGCAUUUUACUGCGCCUCGCACAGCGCCGGCCGUGGGCGCGCUCGGAGGCACUCCUGCAGUCCCUCCGCAGCAAGCUCGCGCCCUUCUUCAUCAUCGCGCAUCCGGCAAAGGGCAAGCUGCCCGGCCCAUACGCGAAAUUGCCAGCGACGCACAGGCAUCUGGUGCUCGAAGCCGUCGCCGCUUUAGCCGCAAGCAAUGGUAACGCGAAGGCGAAAGGCCGGCCGGUGCAGGCUGCCCCUCUGACUGCGGACGCCUUGGCGUUGCUAGCAGCUGUGGAUGAGGCAUCCGCGGGAGCGGACGAUGCUAUUUAUUGGGCGCACUUGAAGGUUGGCCUCAAAUUAGGCCAGUGACGGAGUGUUGUACGCUGGAAUGCACGAUGCUGUUCGUAGAUUUCACUGCUCAAGCGGCAUGCAGUAAACAUCCCCUGCACUUCGGUCAUUCAGCAACUGAGACGGCGGCGUACAUCGUCCGCGCAGGCGC